This is a messenger RNA of Zasmidium cellare ATCC 36951, 915 nucleotides long. RefSeq lists its product as uncharacterized. The transcript has a single exon. The record is from RefSeq and is a predicted model, not a curated record. Gene Ontology annotation, molecular function: nucleic acid binding. Gene Ontology annotation, cellular component: kinetochore. NCBI's taxonomy places the organism in Eukaryota, Fungi, Ascomycota, Dothideomycetes, Mycosphaerellales, Mycosphaerellaceae. Bases 1 to 915 code for a protein of 304 amino acids.
AUGGCUGGCGACGAAGACGAAGACGACUACCUGUCGAUGCCCCUCGACCACAUCAAGGAAGAGAGGGAGAGCUCCAUCAAGCGCGUAGCCCGCCUCAAGCAAGAACGCCUCGACCGAGGCCACGUCAAGUCCAAGGCCGAGCGCAAGAAGCAAGCUGAAGAAGACCGCGAGAAAGCACUCGCCACCGCAAUCGACAGCUCCAACAAAGGCGCCAAGAUGAUGUCCAAGAUGGGCUACGAAGGCGGCGCUUUGGGCAAGACGGAGGGUGCGCGUACUCAACCCAUCCAGCUGCAGAUGAAGGAGGAUCGCGGUGGUCUCGGUAUGGAGAACGACAAGAAGCGGAAGAUCCGUGAAGCAGCCGAGGCGGCGAACGUCAACGAGAAGCGCGUCAAGCUUACUCUGGAGGAGUAUCGCGAGCGCAACCGACUCGAGAGAGAGGAGAAGAAGCAAGAGGCUCAGCUGUGGACUGCUAUGCGUACCCUCGAGACCUUUGAGACGGAGGACGAGCCAGAUGCAGUCAAGGGCCAAGCCGAUGGCACCGCGAAGAAAUCGAAGACUACGCCACUGCACUCGAUCAACGUACUCUGGCGCUCAGUUGUCAAGGAGCGACUCGGAAAGGAUCACAAGCGCCGCAUGAACAGCAAGCUGGCCCAGAGCCUGUCUCGUCGAACCGACUACAACGACGUGGAUUGCGACGAGGACGACAAGGUGGCUUCCGGCGCCGAAGUGGAGGAGGAUCUCGACGAAGAGGACGCUGAGCUGGACGAGUUUCAAGCUCUGCCUGUGGGCGAGAGACUUCAGAAGGUCGUGGCCUACCUUCGCGAGCACUACUUCUACUGCUUCUGGUGCAUGAUCCGCUACCCAACCAAGGAGAUGGGAGACUGCCCUGGCUUGUCGGAGGACGAGCAUGGCUAA